Molecule: messenger RNA, 2241 nt
Organism: Thunnus maccoyii (southern bluefin tuna)
Lineage: Eukaryota; Metazoa; Chordata; Actinopteri; Scombriformes; Scombridae
Gene: pnpla4
Product: patatin-like phospholipase domain containing 4
Exons: 7
Coding region: 192-953 (253 amino acids)
Biological process (GO): lipid homeostasis; triglyceride catabolic process
Cellular component (GO): membrane; lipid droplet; cytoplasm
Molecular function (GO): triacylglycerol lipase activity; retinyl-palmitate esterase activity
Source: RefSeq, a predicted model, not a curated record
UUUACUAUCUCCCACAUGAGUGUGUUGCUAAACGAACGAAUGGUGCUGUAGUGUAGUCUAGAGUGGAGCAAAAGCCAGAUAUUUGCUUGUGUUGACCAGUGGCGACGAGUAGUUUGACCUUGUAUCUAACUGUUCCACAAUAAAGCCAGUCAAAGCUUUCUGUCUGCGGGAGCGUGAACACGGUGUUGAAGAUGACGGUGCUGAACCUGUCCUUCGCUGCUUGUGGUUUCUUGGGGAUCUACCACUUGGGUGCUGUGGGGGCUUUUCUCCGCCACGGGGACAAGCUGCUGGGCUCCCUCAGGGCCUGUGCAGGGGCCUCAGCCGGGGCCCUGGUGGCAGCAGUAAUGAUCACGGCUCCUGACAAACUAGAGCACUGUAAGGAAUUCACCUACAGGUUUGCUGACAGCGUGAGACGACAGAGGUUCGGAGCCGUCACACCUGGAUACGACUUCAUGCUCACGCUGCGGGAGGGGAUAGAGGAGAUUCUACCCAGCGACGCUCACAGUCUGGCCACUGACCGCCUCCACGUCUCAAUAACACACUCCAAAAGCGGCGACAACCGCCUCAUAUCCAGGUUUACCUCCAGGGAAGAGCUCAUAAAGGCUCUCCUGGCCAGCAGCUUCGUGCCGGUCUACGCCGGAAUCCAAGCGGUGGAGUUCAGAGGACAGAAAUGGAUUGAUGGAGGCUUCACAGACAGCCUGCCGGUCCUGCCUGUGGGACGAACUGUCACCGUGUCCCCCUUUGCUGGGCUGCAGGAUGUGUGUCCUGUCCACAGGGGGAGCUUUAAGACCCAACUCAAGCUGGCCAACAUGAACAUAAUGUUCUCCGUGGAGAACAUCAAACGUCUGAACCAGGCUUUGUUCCCUCCAUCCGCCGGCGGCAUGCAGUCAUUAUGUCAGGAGGGGUUUGAUGACGCCGUUAGCUUCCUGAAGAGAGAGGCCUGGAUGAGCUGACAGUCGGAUCCCCUCAUGUGAAGAACUGACUUUACAACGAGCGUGAAGGAAGUACCGUAUACAGAGCUGUCAGUUAGAAUGAACAGUGUGGAUUUUACAGUAUUUAUAACUGAUUUUAGAUUUUUUUUUUUUUAAAAUGACUGACAUGCGGUGAUGUUGUAGAGAAACUUCAAACACAUUGAUCCAGCAACUCUGUGUGGACUCAAUGCUCUGUGAACUUUGUUUGCCAAAAUCCUUAAGAUACUUUUUCCAGGAUCAAGCACUGAGUGUGUAGUUAUAAAGCAUGAAAGAGCCAGUGUAUCAUUGUAAGUACUAUUAUACACACACCUCUGCUGUAUGUGACAACAGCUGUAUAUGAUCAAAAUCCCUCAUGUGAUGAACAUGGACUCUUCAUCAGUUUUCCAAGGAGGCAUUUAAUUACCCUCAGCUUGAAGCGGUGGGGGAGGAGGGGGGGAGAAAUGAUUGAAUAUUGGAGCACUUCACAGGAAGUCCACGCUGCCAUCAUGGAUGUCGGAGGCUCCCUCAGGAUGCAGGGGAUGGAGUGUCGUCUUUGAAGUGCCGGACGUUACCCGCUGGCUUUCUCUGCUGCCGGGUUACUGUUUGAUUUCCUCCAGCGUCAGGAGACGUGAGCGGGUUCUCCAUCAAGUAUCCAGUCAGUUGAACUGGUGUGUGAGAGCUGCUCCACCCUCAGGACAGAUUCGGAUGUUGUGAUGAGACAUAAAGCCUGCUGCUUCACUAAGGAGAGCUUUGCCAGGAAGGAGGCAAACUGAUUAUGUUGCACCUACACACAGUCAGGAAUUAGUGCUCAGAAUGAGUUGUUGACUUAUUACAACAUAUCAGUGAGGACUCCUGCAAGUAGAUUUGAUUUAAUCAAACAUCAAUGCUGUUUUUUGUCCCUGAUUGGGCAUUUCACAAUCAGGAUCCUGAGCCAUACACAAUCAUUUAAAACUGUGUGGGCAUAUAAGCUCUAAGACAACUCCACACCAUUAAACAUCCUGUAUGCAAUAUUUUUUUUUUAAUAUCUUGCUGUAAAUAUUUAAAACAACUUUGAAAUUGUGAGACUGUUUUCUGAAAUUAUCUACUGACUAAACAUGUUUUAUCUAUACAACUCUGGUGUAGCCUGUAAGAUCUCCAUUUGAUUUGAUUAUUUAUGGUGUUAAUAUGUUAACAUGUGAGACUUUGUGAGCUUGAUUUUGAAAUAUGCUCUUAAAAUAAAAAAGGGGAAGUAUUCUAUCCAUGCUGGUUACUGUGCAUAUAAAUAAGCUUUACAUUACAGACAAAAUAAUUA